UCGCGUGGACCGCCUCAAAAGAGCCCAGGAUAUUGCAGAGCGCACUGGAGCGCCUGGCAGCGCGCAGCCUUCCCGGCGCCGGCAGGCUGGGUCUUGGGGAUUCUGCUUUGCUUCGGGUCACUCACUUUACAAUCCACUGGAUCUCACAUGCCUCGGUACCUCCCACUUCCACUCCAUGUCUCCAUGCUCCUGUGCCAGCAACAGGACAUAUUUUCUGGAUGUCAGCUGAGUUACUAAGGUAGCUCUGCAUGUCAGUAGACCAACCUUGGUAGAAUCACAAGGCUCCUGGAGACACCUAUUUCUCCUCAUUUUUGUGUGUGCGUGUCCUCACUGAACAUUCAAAACUGUUUCUCCAAAGGGUUUUGCAAAAACUCAGACUGUUUUCCAAAGCAGAAGCACUGGCAUCCCCAGCAGAAGCGAUGGGCAGUGUGCGAACCAACCGCUAUAGCAUUGUCUCUUCAGAAGAAGAUGGCAUGAAGUUGGCCACCAUGGCUGUUGCCAAUGGCUUUGGGAAUGGGAAGAGUAAAGUUCACACUCGACAGCAGUGCAGGAGCCGCUUUGUGAAGAAAGAUGGCCACUGCAACGUUCAGUUCGUCAACGUCGGGGAGAAGGGACAACGGUACCUCGCUGACAUCUUCACCACGUGUGUGGACAUUCGCUGGCGGUGGAUGCUGGUUAUCUUCUGCCUGGCUUUUGUUCUCUCCUGGCUGUUUUUUGGCUGUGUAUUUUGGUUGAUAGCUUUGCUCCAUGGAGAUCUAGAUGCAUCGAAGGAGAGCAAAGCUUGUGUAUCUGAGGUCAACAGCUUCACAGCCGCCUUCCUUUUCUCCAUUGAGACCCAGACAACCAUAGGCUAUGGCUUCCGGUGUGUCACGGAUGAAUGCCCGAUUGCUGUUUUCAUGGUAGUGUUCCAGUCGAUCGUGGGCUGCAUUAUUGAUGCUUUUAUCAUCGGUGCAGUCAUGGCAAAGAUGGCAAAGCCAAAGAAGAGAAAUGAGACUCUUGUCUUCAGUCACAAUGCUGUGAUUGCCAUGAGAGACGGCAAGCUGUGUUUGAUGUGGCGAGUAGGCAAUCUUCGGAAAAGCCACUUGGUAGAAGCUCAUGUUCGAGCGCAGCUCCUCAAAUCUAGAAUUACUUCUGAAGGGGAGUAUAUCCCCCUGGAUCAAAUAGACAUCAACGUUGGCUUUGACAGUGGAAUUGACCGUAUAUUUCUGGUGUCUCCCAUCACUAUUGUCCAUGAAAUAGAUGAAGACAGCCCUUUAUAUGAUUUGAGUAAGCAGGACAUUGACAAUGCAGACUUUGAAAUUGUUGUGAUACUAGAAGGCAUGGUAGAAGCCACUGCCAUGACAACACAGUGCCGUAGCUCUUAUCUGGCCAACGAGAUCCUUUGGGGCCACCGCUAUGAGCCAGUGCUCUUUGAGGAGAAGCACUACUACAAAGUGGACUAUUCCAGAUUUCAUAAAACUUAUGAAGUACCCAACACUCCCCUUUGUAGUGCCAGAGACUUAGCAGAAAAGAAAUAUAUCCUCUCCAAUGCUAAUUCAUUUUGCUAUGAAAAUGAAGUUGCCCUCAGAAGCAAAGAGGAAGACGACAGUGAAAAUGGAGUUCCAGAAAGCACCAGUACAGACACACCCCCUGACCUUGACCUUCACAACCAGGCAAGUGUACCUCUAGAGCCCAGGCCCUUACGGCGAGAGUCGGAGAUAUGACUGAGCAGUUCGUUCUCUGGAAUAUUUGCUUAUCUACACAGUCUGUUGCUCAGAGGCCCGAAACAGUUACACAGACGACGGUACUGGUCAGGAGGUGGGGCAAGGCAGGUGGCCACAGGGGACUGAGGCUAGCACAAGUGAUUUCAAGAAAGAGUGUUAGCCCGAUGAUUGAAGUGAAGGACUCCACAGGCCUCAGCGUGACUCAGUGGCACAUAUACGUUAUAGACUAAGUUAUGGGUUUUUAAUGUAUUGUUUUGUGUUUUUACAAAACUUGAAUUUGCAGGCAAGCCUCGGUUGGGUAUUUGACUUAUCCAGGACGCUUCUCUUUAGGGAACAAGAAUGUUUUUAAUGGCAUAACAAAGGCAAGACUUUGCCUUCAUGUUUGAAAAGCUGCUAACUACAUGAACACAAAUUGUAUUUUUGUUGCAGUGUAGGUUUUCUUUUAUGUAAUUUAAAAGUCAGUGUUGAACUUUGCUGAAAGCUCAUGUUGCACUGCGAGUGGCAAGUAUUUGGCUAUUAACUGCCAAAAUGAGAGCCUGAUUUUCUGAGGCCAGUAAUUUGUUUGCUACAAUUGAUUUCUCUCUCUCUCUCUCUCUCUCUCUCUCUCUGUCUCUCUCUCCCUCUCUCUCUCUCCCCUCUCUUUUUCUCUCUUUGGUUACAUAAGGGCAUUAUGUAACACUAGCCAAAUGGUAGCCUCUGAGUUUUUUGGGUUUUAUUUUCCUUUCUCUCCAGGAUAUUAAUGGGUUAUCUCAAAUUUUAAGUUAGACUACCUAAAGUGAAUACCAAAGAUAAUGCACAUUUUUGCACAAUGGAGCUUAUACUAAAAAGAAAAGAAAGCCCCACCGGUUGCCUUGAAAUCAAGAGACAAUAACUUUGAACCUCAGCAAAACCUUGAAAUGCCUGUUCAUUUUGCACCUUAUUCAGAAAACUGAGCAUCAAAACAGAGUCUAGUAAGGGUAGUGCUUUUUAAACUUUGUCUUUUUCAUGUACCCUUCUUACUGGAAGAGGAAGAAGAAAUGGAAGGUACAAUUCACCCACAUCCACACAGUAUCCAUACCUUUUCUUUCCUGCUGUAGGUAGUGCUGCCCAGGUGAAUACAUAAAGCAAGCAAUGAUGAUAAACUCUUAGAUUUGUCUGGACUUUUCCCUUUUUUGCACAUUCCAACACUUAUUCCAUAAGAUAAGAUCUCAGUUGGACUUUGCCUGCAUUCUGGAAUCCUCCGAAAGGAGCCGUCCAGCAUGAAACAGCAGUAGUUAAACAGUUGUGGCUCAAUUCAUGGCCUUGACUGUCAGGACAUUUUUAGCUUGGCAUCACCUUAGAAAAGACACCAUGCCUGGCCUUUUGGGUAUUUUCUCAGAUCAGCCUGUCUGGAGGGAGACCUGCAGUGUGGGAGCAAGCUACAGAUGAUGAUACAGAGUAGCAGGGAGUUACAGACGAGCCUCUCCCAUGCAACACUUUAGCUUAAGUAUUCAUCCACAAGAGAGAGGAAAAUUGCCUCUUUUUAUUGGAGAGGGCAGAAAUGAGAAUAUCUCAGUAUUUUAGGAUCAAAGAUUGUCAUAUAAUCAUGCAAGAUGAUUGCAAGUAAAUGCAAUAAUACCCCCAAAGGGGUAUUUCCCUCUCGGUGUGCAUAUGUAUGACCACUGUGAGCCAAAGCAUUGUUUUUUUGUGGAGCCCUAGAGCAGAGUCCCGGGACCCUGUUUUCCAGACACCUCUCCUGCCUAGCUAUCUGCCUUGCUAGAAACUACUCCUCUUCCCCAGCUCAAUAAUGGAACUCUUCUUUUGGUUUAAAGUUCCCUAUUUGUGAAUUCUGGGGUUGCUGACUUUUCUUUUUAAUUGGAUUCUCAAAAUCAACUCUCUUGUGGUAUUAUAUCCUGAUAUGCCAUUAAAAAACAACUUGUUCUAGAAUCCUGUACUUUGUAAAUUGAUGUUUGGAAUGGUCUCUGGUUUUUGAACAGCCAUAUAUGAAUGCAAUGCCUGCAGAAAUAUGACCGAUUCUGCUGUUUGCAGCCUUCCAUAUUGAUGGAUUUGAAAUCCACAGGUUAUUUUCACUGAAACCAAGAAAGAGAGGUUAAGCAAGUGGAUAUUAUUUAAAAUCCAAAUUUAAAAGCAGGUUUGGGAAGUUGUUUGAAGAGUUGGAGGAAAUGGGGAUGAGAGAAUUUAUAGAACAGACAAUAAUUUGACCCUUGACAGUGAGAGGCUAUUGAGAGCUUCAGCUGCUGCUAUUAUGAUGUUCUGCAAAGGGAAAUAAUCAAACCAAAGAGUAUUGAGUGACAUGUAAAUUAAAUGAAGAUGCAGGGGAGAAUGGGGGUGAUGACCCAGAAGGCCCUCCCCCCAAACACACAGUGCUACCACGUAAAAAGACUUGAGAUAUGUGAAGGGGGUGGGUAAAAGGACAAGAAAGAGAGAGGGAAAUCUUUCAACUUAUUUCUGAAAAAGAGAAAAUAAAAUCUAAAAUUUCUGGUGCACAGGUUUGUUUUGUUUUUUUUUUUCAAGAGAAUUUUGCAGAAGCUAUGUUUUUAAAGUGUACAUUUUAUAAAGUUUAUCAGAUAUUUUCAUAUUUAAAGCCAAAUGUAAAUAGAAAUGUGUAAAGCAAAAAAAAAAAUUGCCAUAGAAAGUAUAAUUUCAGUGCAGCAAUUUCUGAAAGCUAGUACCUAUAUGCUACCGGUUAGCAUGGUUUUAGCAAAUAUUUACCAGCCUUAUAAGGUUCGUAAUUGCUAUGUUCUUCUGUUAUUUAUUUCAGCAUGGACUGUUCAUUUGAAAGCUUUUCAUAGUUACUAGCAUUUUAAAAGUUACAAGCUUUAAAUGGCUGUUUUGUUGUUGUUGUUGUUGUUGUUAUUGUUAAGAGCCAAGACACAGGUAAUGCACAGCAUUUACUGCUGCAUUUUACCUUCAAAAUAGUUGUCCUUAUUGACUGGGUCUCCUUAACUAGUGCAAACCUGUCACUAGAAUGCAGAUGGAAGGGACUCACCUUGAAUAUCUGGGGUGGAUUCCCAGAUGCGUGUUGCUUCUCUAUUGCAAGCAAAUCCCUGUUGAAUUUCCUUAGGAUAUAUUCCCUUUUAAAGAAUGUUUGCCCAUAUCUGGAUGGGCAUUAUAUUUGGGGGGGGUGUAGAUUCCUGGUUAUUCUAUUUUUAAAUAAGAGGUAGACAAAGUGAAUUCUAUUUUGAUUAUUGAGAAAGGAAUAGUUUUCUAUCCCUCUAAGAGUAUACUUGAAUCAGACAUUUUAAGGAUGUCACUAUAGCACUGUAGUCAUUUCCAAAUUCCUACAGGAAGUUUGUUUUACUUGGUUUUUGUUCUAUUAGUGCAUUUCUUCCUUUCAUUUCCUUUCUUCCCUGCAUACUCCCACCCCAAAUCUCAGUGUGUAUUUGAAGAGCUCUGUCCCCCAAAUCAUGCUCCUCUUGCAAAUAAUAAAUGAGAGUUUAUAUUUUUUAAUAAGCCAAUUUAUAAAGGCAAAAGCGCUUGUCCUGAGUAGGGUGAGUUCUUUUCCACUCUGUGUCUAAUAAUGUCAAGGGGGGAAAUUAAAAGUGUUGUAUAGUCGUGUCCCCACCCACAACCUUCAGCAAACUAGAAUUUCUUUAGUAUCGUGAGGUUUCAGCUCUGGGCUCCAAUGAGUUGAAAAAUUUUGGCCUUGGACAAUCAUGUUAGUCAUUAUUUUCCCAUUUGCCAUCUUUUUGUAUCUACAGUCUUCCUAUUGUACUGCACAAACCAUGGAUUGUACAUAUUUUUAUAUAUUAUGUCUUAUUUUAUUAUUUCUAAAUAAAAAAUUAAAAAUGAA
Molecule: messenger RNA, 5475 nt
Organism: Heterocephalus glaber (naked mole-rat)
Lineage: Eukaryota; Metazoa; Chordata; Mammalia; Rodentia; Bathyergidae
Gene: Kcnj2
Product: potassium inwardly rectifying channel subfamily J member 2
Biological process (GO): regulation of monoatomic ion transmembrane transport; potassium ion import across plasma membrane
Cellular component (GO): plasma membrane
Molecular function (GO): inward rectifier potassium channel activity
Source: RefSeq, a predicted model, not a curated record